AUGGAAAACUCGCAAUUAUCUUUAGUUCGAUAUUCAAACAUGAAAAUAAUAGUAGUCAGUCUUUUGUUGGUGAUUUCCUUGGUGGCACAACACCAGGCCAGCGCAAAAAGCGUGGCCAAUACCUUGGCCAACCAAAUCGGUCAGGAUGCCUCCAUUUUCGGUAAUGAAUUGGGCCAAGAGGUCAUUCAAUAUGGCCAAGAAGCCGCUAACAGCGGCUUGAAGUAUGGAGAAGCAGCCGAAAAUGCCUCAUCUGGUUGGGAACUUGGAAUGGAUGGCAACAUUUUCGGCCACGAAUUGGGAGAUGAGGGCGAUUUGUUGGGUCAACAGGUAUCCAAUAGCGCCAUUAACUUUGGACAUCAAGUCUCCCAGGAAGCGGAAGAGGCAGCCAGUGCAGAACUCAAAGCCUUGGCGAACCAGUCGGCCAAUAAAACUAAGAAAUCCGUCAGUAAGCGUGAUGUCUCAAGUGCCAACGAGACUCCUUCGGUCACCUGUGCUUGCACCUGUUCCGAUGAUGGCGCCGCUUCCAAGCUGGGAAACAAGGUGGCAGAGUCGGCCGGAAAGGCAGCUCAUGAUGUGGCCAACGCUGCUGGAAAUGUGGCCUCGAGUGUAGCUGGCGCCGCUGGCACCAUUGCUCACGAUGCCGCCGGUGCUGCAUCUAGUGUUGCAAGUGCUGCUGGACACAUCUUCCACGACGCUGGAAAGGUUGGCGGUGACAUUGGAAAUGCUGCUGGAAGCGACAUUGGAAAAGCUGCUGGAAACGCUGCUGGAAAUGUGGCCUCGAGUGUAGCUGGCGCUGCUGGCACCAUUGCACACGAUGCCGCCGGUGCUGCCUCUAGUGUUGCAAGUUCUGCUGGACACAUUUUCCACGACGCUGGAAAGGUUGGAGGUGACAUUGGAAAUGCUGCUGGAAACGCUGCUGGAGAUGUCGCUGGAAGUGCAGCAAAUGCUGCGUCUAGUGUUGCAAAUGCUGCUGGAAAUGUCGCUGGCAGUGCAGCAAGUGCUGCUGGAGAUGUGGCUAAUGCUGCUGGAAAUGUCGCUGGAAGUGCAGCAAAUGCUGCUGGAGAUGUUGCAAAUGCUGCUGGAAACGUCGCUGGCAGUGCAGCAAAUGCUGCUGGAGAUGUCGCUAACGCUGCUGGAAAUGUUGCUGGAGAUGUGGCUAAUGCUGCUGGAGAUGUUGCUGGAAGUGCAGUAAAUGCUGCUGGAGAUGUUGCUAAUGCAGCAGGCAAUGUUGCUGGAGAUGUUGCAAGUGCCGCUGGAAAUGUCGCUGGCAGUGCAGCAAAUGCUGCAGGCAAUGUCGCUGGGGAUGUUGCAAAUGCUGCUGGAAAUGUAGCUGGAGAUGUUGCAAAUGCUGCUGGAAAUGUAGCUGGAGAUGUUGCCAAUGCUGCUGGAAAUGUAGCUGGAGAUGUUGCAAAUGCCGCUGGAGAUAUUGCACAUGAUGCAAGCAACAUUUUCCAUUCCAUAUUUUAGAGUAUCUCUCUACUUUUUACCCAUUUAUCCUAAUAAAUGAACGAGCAAAUU
Molecule: messenger RNA, 1518 nt
Organism: Drosophila teissieri
Lineage: Eukaryota; Metazoa; Arthropoda; Insecta; Diptera; Drosophilidae
Product: circumsporozoite protein
Exons: 6
Coding region: 1-1467 (488 amino acids)
Source: RefSeq, a predicted model, not a curated record